Aspergillus vadensis CBS 113365 is the source of this 832-nucleotide messenger RNA. RefSeq lists its product as uncharacterized. Bases 176 to 832 code for a protein of 218 amino acids. NCBI's taxonomy places the organism in Eukaryota, Fungi, Ascomycota, Eurotiomycetes, Eurotiales, Aspergillaceae. The record is from RefSeq and is a predicted model, not a curated record. The transcript has 4 exons.
UGGAACAGGAAACUGGAACACAAGUUUCUAUUCCCACGACAGUCUUGUUCAAGUAUUUCCCAGCUCUCCUUUACUUCCGUCUGUUACUUCCAUCAAGCCUUUAGCGAUUCUUUUCUACAAGCCUUGUUCAUUUCCGGGUUUACUCUACUUACUUAAUACGACAACCUCUUUCCAAAUGCAGAACGUCCCGGUCGACAAUUCGAGUCCCAGCGGGAAUGCUGGUUAUGUCAGCCAUACUGCUACUACCGUACCAGCCACACAUCAGAUUCAACCUGCAACAAGCCUUGGUCAACAACCAGGUAACAAUGCGUACUUCAGCUCAGUACAAGUAGUAGACCCAGCAGCGGCAUUCCCAUUCAACAUCGACCCAGUCAACCAAAAUCUUACUGGCUAUCCGACCGCUAUGGCCCCGCCCCCUGCCAUUAACAACUUCGACCCCAGUCAGCUUGCUCUUCCAUUAGAUGCGUACCAGCCACGAGUGGAGUUUCCAGAACACUUCUUUGUGAACCAUCAACCCAUGGCUCCCCUGCCGGAAGCUGCUGCGGGCCUAUCCGCUCUGGCCCAUGGCACAGACAGAAAUCUCAGGCAACAGCCUCCGAGUAUGACACCCCGAGAUGCACCACUUCUCUGCAAAUGGGAAGGCUCCGGAAAGAAGAGUUGUUUCGACAUGUCAAAAACAUCCAUAUCACUCCUCGGUCUUUCCCUUGCGAACUUUGCCAUCGGCGAUUCAACCAAGCGUACAAUAGGACAGCCCAUAUGCGCAGUCGGCAUUGGGUGGAAUGGCCUUCGGGAAUGUAUCGUGCGUGAAGCUGAAGGAUUGGCUCGUACCUGA